Vitis vinifera (wine grape) is the source of this 5164-nucleotide messenger RNA. RefSeq lists its product as uncharacterized. The record is from RefSeq and is a predicted model, not a curated record. Bases 608 to 5164 code for a protein of 1518 amino acids. The transcript is spliced from 6 exons. Lineage: Eukaryota; Viridiplantae; Streptophyta; Magnoliopsida; Vitales; Vitaceae.
UGAACCAAGGCUUUAUGUAUCUCUCAAUUUUCCUUUUUCACCAGAAAGGUCUGACGAGAAAGGAGCUUGGCACCCACCCUUGCCCUACAUGCUUAAUCAUUCAUUAAUAAUCAUGUAUCCCAUACUACCUUACAUGAACACUUGAUUUUGAAGGAAUAAAAUUCCACAAAGCCUUGUGUAGACCCCCACCCGAGGAGAGGAGCUUUCUGGGGGGGGAAUUAUUAUUAUUAUUUUUUUUUUGUUCCUCUGCCCACGCUCUCGAGUGGGCUGCUCCGGGGCGGCAGAUGGGAUGGGUGGAAGGAAGCAAGGGGUGGCUUGCUGAGGAAGACUGAGAAAAAGAAAAGAAGAAGAGAAAAAGAGAAGAAGAGGGGAUCUGCAGAGGGGGGGCUUGGCUGGAGGCAGAGGCAGAAAAGCUGAGUAGAGGGGGAGCAAAUCCGACUCCAGGAAGCACUCCAGGAUCGGACCUUUGUUCCUUGUCUUGAUAUACCUUUGUGGAUCAGAGCAGAGGAGGAGUGCUUUCAGGAUCAGGAUUUUUACUCUCAGUCUGGGUAUAGUUUCGUGGAUCAGAGUAGAGGGCAGAUUAGUUCGGGUUUCAGAUACACCAGAUAUGGAUCAGCAGGUCGUCACGGUCGAUCAGUUCACGGCCGCUAUGGCUUCUAUCCAGGAGGCUUUGGCUGGCCUCAGGCAGGAGAUCAGUGGUCAGCAGGGUAGACCACCGACAGUUCAGGAUGAGACGCCAUAUGACUCACACCCACCUCCACCACCCCCACCCGUUCCUUCAGUGCACCAGGCAUCACCAUAUGUAUUACACGGGCAUUCUGAGAUCGCUCCACCCGCAGUCGCCCAGGCCGUUGUCGCUGAUGACACGCAUGCGCGCAUGGACCGCAUCGAGCAGUGUAUGAGACAGAUGAGAGUGUCAGAUGGAUCCGUCGUUUGGGAUGAUUUUGGGGGUAUGCCGGUAGCCAGUUUACCGGCUAAGUUCAGGAUGCCAGAUAUUGAGAGGUACACUGGUAUUGGUUGUCCGCGCCUCCACCUCAGACUUUAUAGCACCGUGAUGAGGGCUCAUGGACUAGACGAGCCUCAGAUGAUCACCCUUUUCCCCCUAUCUCUGAGUGGGGCGGCUCAGCGCUGGUUUGCGUCUCUGGAGUCCUCGAGACGCCGUACAUGGGAUGACUUGGCCCAGGAGUUCCUACGACAGUUUUCGUUUAACACUGUUGUAGACGUAUCGAGGAGAGAGCUCGAGGCUCUGAGGCAGAGGACAGAGGAGUCCGUUUCUUCUUUCAUUUCCCGCUGGCGCGGGAAGAUAGCUGAGAUAGUGGAUAGACCAUCAGAGAGAGACCAGAUUCAGAUGGUUUUGAGGAGCCUACAGCCGAGGAUCGCCAGACAUGUGGUUGGGGCCCCGUUCACAGAUUUUGGGUCUCUGGUUAUGGCUUUGUAUGAUGUCGAGGACGGCAUCACGAGAGGUUUAUGGGCAGAUUCUUCCCCUAGUGAUGUUAAGGGGAAGAAACCAUUCAUAGGACCGAGACCGACAGAGGUUGGCGCUAUCAGUUCAUCCAGUCAGAGGCCUUUCAGACGCCAUCAGCCGAUCCCACAGUUUUCUGAGCCUCAUUCUUCCUAUGCAUCUCAUCAGUACAGGCCACGGACACCUCGUCCGGUUUAUGAUCAGACACACAUGCCGCAGACAUUGGUUUUACCUUCUUAUGCCACUCAGGGCAUUGAGAGACCCGCGGUCUCCUACACAGCCACAGGGCAGCCAUGCUACGCUGCUCAGUUCACCGCGAGACCUGCGGCGCCUUAUCCCCGACCUGGAGCCCAGCAGACUUCUGCUCUGUUUGCUUUGAGGACGCAGAGGCAGUUCUCGCAGAUAGGCAUGCCGUUGAGCCAGGCUCUUCGGAAGCUUACGGAGGCUGGUUUAUUGACUGCUCUCACCCCUCGGCCACUACCUCAGCCGAUUCCAGCUCAGUUCAGGAUGGAUUUACACUGUGCUUAUCAUCAGGGGCCUGGACAUGAGACCGAUCGAUGCACCGCUCUGAGGCACGCUAUUCAGGAUCUGAUAGACCAGGGUUUGGUACACUUGGGCCAGCCGAGUGUGACCACAAACCCGUUGCCGACCCACACCACACAUGCAGUUCCUCCACCAGCUGGUGGUAUUCAUUUCUUGGACUUUGAUGAGACUGAUGAUCAUGUCCAUAUGUUGAGUUGGGAUGAUCCAGACCCAGAGCCUAUCAUGCCAGCUGGGAUUUAUGAGACGAGUGGGGUGACUCUAGAGCCACAGAUGCCUGCUCCAUUUCGAUUAUUUCAUGAGGCAGCGUCUGUACAGACUACCACUUCCGAGCCUUUGACAUUCACACGCUAUAGCGUUCAGGCGCCGUACAUUCUGAUCCCAGGUGUUGAGGAGGUUCGAGCUCCACAUGUUGAUAUUUCUCAGACUCCGGACAUCCAGUAUAUCCUCCGAGGGGGUAGAGUGAUGCGACAGCCACCUCCCGCGGCAGCUAGGCCAGUUGAGGGUACAUCUGCUUCCCAUGAGGAGGUCAGAGCAGAGGAUGACGAGAUUUUGAGGCAGUUGCAGAGCACUCAGGCUCAUAUUUCUAUCUGGAGCCUUUUAGCGUCCUCCAGUACUCAUCGGGAUGCACUGACUCGAGCUCUGAGCCAGAUCAGAGUUGAUACCACGACCACUCCCGAGGGACUCAUUCAUAUGAUGACGGCUGGCAGAGCCACUUGUAUUGUCUUUUCCGAUGAUGACUUGCCACCGGAGGGCUCAGACCACACUCGCCCGCUCUACAUAUCUGUCGGUUGUUCAGGCCGCCGAGUUCCAUCUGUCCUUUUGGACAAUGGCUCGGCCCUGAACGUAUGUCCUCUUGCCACUGCCAUCGCCCUUGGAUACGCUCCUUCUGAUUUCGGUCCCUCUACUCAGACCGUUCGCGCAUAUGACAGUACUCGGAGGGAGGUCAUGGGUACAUUGGAGAUCGAGUUACUGAUCGGUCCGGCCACUUUUGUCGCUAUAUUCCAGGUUUUAAGGAUUCCUACAUCCUUUAACCUGCUUUUGGGCCGACCAUGGAUCCACCGAGCCGGGGCCAUUCCUUCUUCCUUUCAUCAGAAGGUGAAGUUUAUUCACGAUGGUCAGGUCGUCGUGGUGCAGUCUGUGGGAGACAUGUUCAUUGCUGCUGAGCCUGUGCUCGAGAUUAGUCACACUGAUGAUGAUCUUUUUCUGACUGGAUUCACCUUCGAUGAGGUGCAGACCGUAGAGAUAGAGGAUUUCUGCCGAGAUUUUGUGGCCAUGUCCUUUGACCAGCAUGGGAGCACAGUGGUGCUCGAUAUUAUGCGGAGCAUGUCCUAUCUACCCGGCAUGGGGUUGGGCCGACGUCAGCAUGGACCGAGCGAGUUCAUAGCCAUCCCUGAUCAUGACGUACCGUUCGGACUCGGGUUCAUCCCCACUGAGGCCGAUUAUCUCUAUAUGGCGCGCUUGCGCAAGGAGAGAGUGAGGGCUCGGCUGACUCAUACACCUUUCGACUAUCCUCUUCGCCCAUACACCAUGAGCUUAUCUGAUUACUUUGUGAGGGCAUCAGAGCCAUUGACCCGCGCAGACGUGAUCAUUGGCGGACUUAGUACCACCCAGGAGGUUGAGCUUCAGCGCCUUGUCCAGCAGUUACGAUUGGGAGACGGAGCCCCUGGUCCUUCGACUUCUGUGUUGAUUGCUCCUUCUUCUCCAGAUCGCACUAGCCUUAUGACGCUUUGCUUCCCGGACGAGACCGAUGAGCAUGGGACCUUUGAUGAGGUCGGGGACGUAGUGGACGGAGCCGCCCCACACGACGAGUACAUCGACGAGAUGCUCGCCCUGAGCAUGAGCCAGAUUGAGGAGACUGUUCAUCCUGGGCUUGCUUCAUCAUUCGAUCUUUUCGGGGUAUCCGCCAUCGAGCUUGCCGAGGAGAGCGUGACUGCCCCUGCUCUGGAGUCUGUUGAGGACCCUAUAGUUUUUUAUGAUUUGAUUGAUAGCCAUGUUGGCAUUGUUGAGGGAGCGUCCGACUCUGUGGACCCACCUCUUUCAUUUGACGUUCUGUCGGGGUUCGUCUCCCGUUCUGACAUCGUUUCCGAUGUUCCAUCUAUGGAUUUGAGCAUUUUUGAGUAUUUGCCUGUCUCUUGUGAUAUUGAUUUAUCUGCACCAUCUUCACCCACAUCACAGAUUUUUGAUAUUGAUGAUGAGAUUGCACAGCAUGACUCAGAUGAUGACUCAUCUUCUGUUUCCGAUUCGGAUCCCGUUGAUCAGAGGGUUUCACCUGCUGUAGGAGACACGGAGAUUGUUGAUUUUGGCACUACAGAUCAGCCUAGGGAGUUGAGGAUCGGGUCAGAUCUAUCUACAGAUGAGAGGGACAGCCUCAUCCAGUUGCUCAGAGCAUACUUGGACGUUUUCGCAUGGUCCUAUGAGGACAUGCUAGGCCUUGAUUCAUCUAUCGUCCAGCAUCCUACUCUAGCUUCCAUGAUCGAUAUUCCCGUUGAUGCCACUGUUCGACCUUUGUUGAUCGAGUCGAGGUCUGCUCCUGCUUACUGUUGCUUGAUCGAUGAUGUAGAGCCAGAUGAUGGUUUGCCAUGGUAUCACGACAUAUAUCACUUUUUGAGACUUGGCGUAUAUCCUGAGGCUGCCACGGCCAAGGAGAAGAGAGCAUUGAGACAGUUGGCUACCCGAUUCGUCAUCUGUGGCGAGACAUUGUAUAGACGAUCGCCUGAUGGGAUGCUACUAUUAUGUUUGGACCGCACCUCUGCCGAUCGGGUGAUGAGAGAGGUCGAUCACCACUUUUCUUCACGUAUUCAUUGUAUCGCCAUCGUUUUUAUCGUUGCUUGUGAUUCAUCUCAUUCCCUUCGCAUCUUAUUCUCUCCUUACAGCGACCCAUCUCAGAGGUUCAUGGAUCCUCACGGACUUGCGCGACCAUCACUUACUGGAUGCUCAUCGAGACGUGGACAUGAUCGUUUAUCUUACGGAGCCUCUGAGAUCCACACAGCCGGGUCCGCACUUCUCGACACUUGGAUUCCAUCAUGCCUCUCCACCUGGGAGCCAUGGAGGCGAUCGUUCUCUCACAUGUCCGUCGCAGUCUCCAUCACUCGGCCGAGAUAUAUUGUAUUCGCCUCACUGACCGUUGUUCCUGAGCUCUUUAUUGACAUGAUCGCUUAG